Molecule: messenger RNA, 1091 nt
Organism: Annulohypoxylon maeteangense
Lineage: Eukaryota; Fungi; Ascomycota; Sordariomycetes; Xylariales; Hypoxylaceae
Exons: 1
Coding region: 121-1008 (295 amino acids)
Source: RefSeq, a predicted model, not a curated record
AUUAUAUAUCUAUAUCUACUAUGCACAAUGAAAAAAAAGAAAAGAAAACGCCCAAGACUCUGACCUGAAAUCUUCUGUUCCCCCCGUUCCAGACAGCUGCUGUUGCAACCACGGCGGCCGAUGCACAUGCUCGCACAAGAAAGAGCCCUCGCUCGACACGGUGCCCGAAUCCGACCUGUCCGACGACGCCUCCGCCGAACCGCAACUCGCCACCUCCGCGAAGCCGAAACCCGCCCCCCGCCGACGGCGCACCAACACCGCGCACUCCGAACCCAUCCUCUCCUUCGACGAGAACGGCCACCACCGCCCGGCCCCGCGCCACGCCAAGGCUUCUCAGAAGAGCGGCCCCUACGCCGCCCUCGCCCGCGGCACCUCCAUGCACCGCACCGCCAGCGCCAGCAGCCUCGGCGCAAAGUCCCGCACAACCGGCUCCUCCUCCCCCGAACGCAUCGCCAAAUCCGCCCACGCCUCCCCCUCCAUCGACAGCAACAGCACCACCAGCUCCUCCUUCGCACACCUCAACGGACAACUCCCACCCCUGGAUCUCAGCGGGAUCCGGUACCAGGAGUACUCGACCUCGACGUCGUCCUCCACAACGACCUUCGACCUCUUCAGCGGCGUCAGCGCAGACUACGAACCCCCCAUGUUCAGCGCGGGCCUCAGCGCCGCCUCCGUCGACUGGGCGCAGUACGACGGUCUCGAGCUAAAAGGCGACUCGAACGUCACGCCCUCGAGCUACGACCAGACACAAUCCUACCUCGGGGGUCUGGACUUCGGGGGCUCCACCGAGCCCACCCUGACCUCGAACUCCGGCGACGUAAGCGAGACAGAGGACUUCGCGUCCGCGUUCAGCGAGCCGCAAUUCGACGGCUUCCGCGCGAACUACCUGGGCAACAUGUCGCAGUCGAGCAUGCUGACGGGCGCGUCCGCGAGCGGCGACCUGGGGAACCUCGACUUCGACCAGUUCAAAGCGAGCAAGCUGCUGUCGACGCAGUCGUCGUUCGAUGAGGGGAGCUCGGUGUUCCCCUGGGUCGACGACGAGGCCUGCUGGGGCAUGAAUAAUUUCACAGACGGCAUCACGCAUUCGCCUG